Molecule: messenger RNA, 4034 nt
Organism: Triplophysa rosa
Lineage: Eukaryota; Metazoa; Chordata; Actinopteri; Cypriniformes; Nemacheilidae
Gene: ky
Product: kyphoscoliosis peptidase
Exons: 7
Coding region: 155-2689 (844 amino acids)
Source: RefSeq, a predicted model, not a curated record
UGAUAAGUCCAAGUGUAUUUUUAGCCCUCUAUGCUUUCAUAUGGCUGGACACGGGAGUAAGAAAAUAGAUAUAUACAGACCCUCGCAACAGCAGACAAAACUUUAAUCAAUUUCCAACUGAAACAGUUCUGACAGUGACAGAUAGAACGGAGAUAUGAGUUUCACAAUUGCAAAAGUCACAACAGAUAAAAGUCACCAACCAGACGAAACUCUAAUUCUCAAAGUGACCACAGACUCAAACAAUGACACGCAAAAACAAAACUUUGACUUGAAACUGGAAAACAAUGUGGUGAAAUGCAAGAUUCAAAAUGAACCGGGGAGUCAAGAGAUUCAGAACAAAGGUAGAGAAGAAAAAGCCACAGAAGCCUGCCUGAAUAAAAACAGUGACCCAGGAGGUGCACAGUCAGUUGAGCAAAAUCAUUCCUUCACCACUAUACCAUUACAAGUGCUUCCGCGUAAGGAAACCUUGCAGAAUUUCGAAGGGAAGUUAAGUGAAGAUCAACGACCAAGCACCAAGCGUCAGCUGUCUGCUGAGAGCGCAGCAAAGUCUGUAAGUGUAAGGAAGAGAAGCACUGUGAAGAAAUGCCAGGAGGAGACUGUGAAACCCCCCAUCAUCCCCGGCACACAGACCGCCAGACACUACCUACCUGACGUCUCUCAGAGGAAACCCAGAAAACUGCUGUUCUCCACUACAGAAAUUUUCAACAAAAUAGACACAUUCGCUAUUGAGAAAGGAAAAGAGCUGAGGGAGCUGGAAGUAUUCAAUGCUCAGAGUAUUGUUCGUGCGGUCACUGAAGGGACCAGAAAUGAUCUGGAAAAACUCAGGGCCAUAUGGAUCUGGCUGUGCCAUAAUAUUGAGUAUGAUUUAGAGGGAUACCUUGGUCUUUCUCAGAAGAUCUGCUCACCUGAUGAGGUAAUAAGGACGGGAAAAGGUGUAUGUAGUGGAUAUUCUAACCUCUGUGUUGAAAUGUGCAGAGAGGUGGGCAUUGACUGCGUGGAGGUGAGUGGGUACAGCAAAGGCAUGGGAUACCAGACCGGGCACAGUUUAGCUGAGAAGCACUCCGAUCAUGAAUGGAAUGCUGUCUUCGUGGGGGGGCAGUGGUGUUUGCUCGAUGCUUGCUGGGGUGCUGGAACUGUCAACAUGAAAACUCAAACAUUUGUGAAAAGGUAUGACGACUAUUAUUUUCUGACUGAACCCAGUGAGUUCAUAAACUCACAUUUCCCUGACGACCAGACCUGGCAACAACUUAACAUGCCAAUCUCCAUGGAAGAGUUUGAAGAGAGACCCCUGAAGACCUCAGCAUUUUAUCAAUUUGGAUUGACCCUCUCACAACCCACACAGUACAAAACAACCACAGACGACGGGGAAGCGAUAGUGUCCAUGAGCUUCUCUAAUCCACUGACCUUUACCUAUGCGAUGAGGCAGCAUGACCCCUUGACAGGAGCUCCAAAGCACGAGGAGGUUGAAAGCUCCUGUGGUCUUCUGUCAGUGACUCGCCAAGGGAUGAAGCUGCGUUUGUUGCCCCCAGAACCCGGAGUCUACGUGGUGCAGCUAUUCGCCCGGCGAGAGGGUGAACCUGGGACUCUGCGCUGGGUUUGCUCUCUUGAGCUAGAGUGUCCCAGUAUCCACCAGAGGCAGACGCUACCCGAUAACCCCUAUCUGAACUGGGGCUUAGCAGCCGGGGCCUUGGGCCUAGGGGUCAAGGGCUGCAGCGUCAAAGGAGGAGAAGCUCUAGAGGUGGGUGAGGGUGGGGAGUGCAAGGUGAUCCUAGCAACAUCACGACCGCUGAUGGUGGUGUGUGAGCUCACGCACCACGAGCUCGACGGUGCUGCGGCCAAGCGCUGCCUUGCAUUGCAAAUAGCAUCAGACCAGCUGGUGUGCAAUGUCAUCUGCCCGUACAAAGGGUUUUACCGUCUGUCUGCAUUCGUACGGGAUUACGAAGAUGCAAGUGGGACUUUUCAAAACGUCGGGAACUACCUGCUGCACUGUCGUGGUCAAGGGUUGAAUCCGAACGUGCUGUAUCCCGACGAGCUGGGCUUGUGGUGUGGACCUGGGACGCGUACCCAAGAAGCCGGACUUUCCCAUUUUAGCCACACAGGGGCGAUAGUCAAUGCACCGCAGGGCCGUUGCAACAUCACCUUCCAUCGUGCCUCUCCAGACUUUCAAAUACAAGCAGCGUUCUGCGGCGAGCAGCACAAGGAGGCACGGUUCCCUCUGUCCCGGUAUGUACUCCUGACAUUUACAGACACUAAGGUAACCGUGAGCGUGUGUACGCCUGGAGCUGGGGUCUAUCGUCUGGGGCUUUACGGACGGAAAGCGACUAAACAAGACCACAUGUUGCUGUGUGACUAUAUUAUUAAAAGUAUGUGUGAGAGACAAGGAGAGCCAUUCCCUUGUGUGUAUUUGGCUUGGGGGAAAGGAUGCGUGUUGCUGGAGCCACGUGCAGGUGUGCUGGCUCCUCAAAGUUUGGUGAGUUUUCGUGUGCGGGUUCCAGGUGCACAUCGAGUGUGUGUUAUGGGGGAGAAACGUACGGAUUUGAAAAUGAAUAAGAGCAGAGUUUGGGAAGGUGAGGCUCUCACUGGAAACGCCACACAACUCAAGCUCGCUGCUGUCACCAAGGACACCGAUAUGGAUGAUAUGGAUGUUCUUAUGACCUUUGAUGUUCUUAACCUGGAGAAUGAAAUGUGAACAGAUCUUAAGAGGAUGAAGGCUGUGUUCACACUGCAGGAACAUGUGCUUUAAAUCUUUUUAGAUUCACAGUAAAAUAUUCUCUUUUUUUAAACAAAACUCAGUUCCAGUAGUUGCUUGUCAUGAUAGUAAUAACAGAAAUGUUGGAGACGUUUGCUACAAAACGCACACAAUACUAUGCAAAAGUCAUGGUGCAUUCACUCUAAAAACUGCUGGGUUAUUUUUAAACCAAUGUUGGGUCAAAAAAGAAACAAACCCAGCCACUGGAUUAAAUUAACCCAGCAAAUGGUUUAAAUUUUAUCCAACAAUGGGUAAAAGCAACCCAGCAUUUUGAGUUGAAACAAGCCAGGUUCAUUUAUAACCCAAAGGUUGGGUUUGUCUCUUUUUGACCCAAUGCUGGGUUCAAUUUUUUCAGUGUAUAGUUUCACAAAAACGUUUGUCAAUAUUAUUGUUUUAUAUCCUCUACUUCAGUGUGUCGGUAUGAAAAACAUUUUUAGAUUUCUUAGUCAUAAAGGAGAACCCUAUAAAGCCCUGAUUUUAACAUCAUCAAAUUAGUAAGGGAUUACACGAGGAGAACUCAUAGAGGAAAUAUGACAAGUUCUGACAACAAUUUACUGCCAACUACAUUAAAAAAACCUGUGCACAAGUUUUUAUAAACUAUUUGUUCCAUUCUUUUUGAAAAACCAUUCAUUGCAUCAUGCAUUUUGUGCCUACAACUUUUGCACAGUAUUGUAAGUAUUUUAAGUGGCAAAUUAAAAUAAUAUUUUAAGUAUUGUACAAUUUUACAAUUAAAAAUAUGAUUUUAAAGUUUGUAUGAAAUUUAAAAAGUAGAUUUUCAAAACUGAAUUAGGCACUGUAGCUUGUCGUGUGAACGAAAUGUGAAGAAAUGGUUGGUUUAGUUACAGCAUAAACAUUGUCUUAGAAAACAAUACUGUAUGUGAUCUACAGUUUCUAUUAAUGUUUCUAAAAUACGUUUCUUACGACAUUUAUGUCGGUAUCUGUGAAGUGUAUACUUGAAAUGUAGCAACAGAGAGAGCCUGUCUCCUCACUGCUCUUGGACAUUGAAAGCGUUGAGGACAAAAUUAAAGUCACCUGAUGAAAAAGCUCCUGGACUUCAGUUUGUGCAACAACAGGGACAAUUAUUCUUUUCUUUACAGCAUCCCCCUGGAGUGAUCAAAACAGCAGAAAACAUCUGCCACAAUCAGUUACAAAAUCCUCUGCAUCUGCAUUACAUAUUAACAAAUGUGGAAAUGCUUUGAUGUCACAGAGGAUAAAAAUAUAUAUACCCUAGAGAGAGAUGGUUUGAAAGACAUACCACUCCAGUUCUCCAUGUAGUCAGUGUUGC